Umbelopsis ramanniana AG is the source of this 633-nucleotide messenger RNA. RefSeq lists its product as uncharacterized. The transcript has 2 exons. NCBI's taxonomy places the organism in Eukaryota, Fungi, Mucoromycota, Umbelopsidomycetes, Umbelopsidales, Umbelopsidaceae. Bases 296 to 577 code for a protein of 93 amino acids. The record is from RefSeq and is a predicted model, not a curated record.
UGCAUAUUUGGGAUCUCCUGAAAGCAAUGUUGCGGAAUAGAGGAGAUCCAGAUUCAUCAUGUUGUCGAUGAUAACAAGGAAAUCAGUAUAUUUGUUGGUGAACUCAUAGAUCUUGGUACUUGACUGGUUCCAAGACCUCAAGCAUCCAAUGGUCUCGUUCCAUCUGGUCAGCAAGGAAUUAGCUGCUUGGAUAAUGACAUCGCCACAUGGUUUACUGCCAGUGAGAUCCAAGUCUCGUUGGAAGGAGGGCAUAAUCAUGAACCCAAUAUCGUGAGUCUCAGCAGUUCUCUCUUGGAUGCACGCUCGCAAAGUGCCCAUACACUACCAGAAAAAAAGCCAGAGGUCCACCGCUUUGAAUAUUCGUAGACGUAUUCGGUUGCUCCAAAGUUGGUAUAGUGUGGGAAAGUGUCAGGAACAGGUGGCUCUUGAUUGGCGACCUUCAAGAUCUUUCCAUGGCAGAAUGAUCGAGAACAGCUUUGAAAACAGCUUUUGUCUCUUCUGCUAUGGCUUCUUGUGCGGUUUCGGUACGAUCCAACUCGCUUUUGACAUUUUUCUGUGGGAAGCCAACACUUGGUGAAAUUUGCAUUAUGAAUUGAUGGAUAUGUAGACAAUAAAGAGUGGUUAAUUGAGCCC